CGGCCGCCGGGCGCCGGUUCUUCUGACGCAGUCCGCGCGGUAGGUGGCGGAGCCAGCAUCAGCCUGUGGCUUCUUCUCGGUACCUGGGAUGCUGGGACACUUUGCCCGGGUGGUCGCAGUCCAGCUCUCCGGGGUCUACCCACGCCGUGGUCCGGAGCACGGAGCCGGGCAAGAGCCACUCAGAAACCGGGUCCGGGGUCCGGGGGCCUGGGGGUCCCGGGGGGCACCUCGCCUCUUCUCUCCGACCGGCACCCGCUCAGCCCCCGCCCCCUUCCCUUGCCGGGGUGAGUCGCAUGGACCUGUCCGCUACUGUUCCUUCUGCCCUCUGAAAUGCUUUCUCCGGGGUGACUUGGUGCAGACAGAAGCAAACACUUGAAGCGGACUGUUUGGAUUCGCUCCAGCGGCUUCAGCCCGGGCUCCCGGGGGCAGACGUGGCCUCCACCACAAGACAGCGCCUGCUCGCUCCGCGCUGGGAGGGCAGGGGCUGCGGGGUCGCCCGGGAGGAGCUCGGGUCCGGGCCUUGAGUCUGAGCUCAAGCGAUUUCUGCACAGGAGUCGCCCUCCCGGACCGGCACUGGUCGGGGACUGACGGGUCCAAAGAUCCAACGCUAGACUUGGGGCAAAUCUCUCAGCCCUCCCCAAGUUUUGGGAUCCUGCGCUGUGGGAUGGGAAACAGGCGGGGGGGGGUGCACGGAGUCUCUGCUUUGAGCCAGGACCCUGGAAUUCUAAAGAAUCCUUCAAAUCCUUCCUACCUGUGUGGUCUUGGGCAAAUUACCUAACCUCUGUGCCUCAGUUUCCUCCUCUGUGAAAUGGGCCAAGUAAAUAGCACCUCAUAUAAUUAUAGUGAGGAUUGAAUCAGAUAUUGUGUAAAAAGGACUGAGUUGGAUGCCUGGGAGUAGAGAAAGGGAUCAAUAAGUGAUCGCUGCUAUUAUUGCUGCUUUCCCUGCUGCUAUUAUCAUUAUUAUUAUUAUUAAUGACUGGGGAGCAGCCUAGCUAGUCGUUAAAGGGACUCCUAGGUGCAAAUCCCAGCUCAGCCACUUUCUAGUGUGACCUUGGGAAAGCUACUUAACCUGUCAGCACGUCUGUUUCAUUUGUAUAAUGGGGGUGGUUGGGAUACCUACCUUAGAAGAUUGUGAAAAUUCAGUAAGACGACACCUGCAAAGUACUUAGAGGAGUAAGUGCUGGGUAUCAGCGAGUCAUUCUUUCACCAAUGUGUCACAUUGGAUCAGGCUGCAUAAUCUAAUAGUAGCUACUGUCUUGUUUUGCUUUGAGGUUGAAACAUGAUUUAUAUGAAUAUUUUAUCUGUUUCACAAAGACCAAGAUCGGUUCCCUUCCUUCACUUGGGGCUCCUCUGACAUUGCUGACUGAUCCAUUGGGGGUCAAGUACGCCCAACCUCAAAGUCCCAUCCUCCAUGGCUCCCGGAGAGAAGAUCAAAGCCAAAAUCAAGAAGAAUCUGCCUGUGACAGGCCCUCAGGCGCCGACCAUUAAAGAGCUGAUGCGGUGGUACUGCCUCAACACCAACACCCAUGGCUGCCGCCGCAUCGUGGUAUCCCGUGGCCGCCUGCGCCGCCUCCUCUGGAUCGGGUUCACACUGACUGCUGUCGCUCUCAUCCUCUGGCAGUGCGCCCUCCUCGUCUUCUCCUUCUAUACAGUCUCUGUUUCCAUCAAAGUCCGCUUCCAGAAGCUGGAUUUUCCUGCAGUCACCAUCUGCAACAUCAACCCCUACAAGUACAGUGCCGUGCGCCACCUUCUAGCUGACUUGGAACAGGAGACCAGAGAGGCCCUGAAGUCCCUGUAUGGCUUUCCAGAGUCCCGGAAGCGCCGAGAAGCAGAGUCCUGGAGCUCUGACUUGGAGGGAGCACAGCCCAGAUUCUCCCACCGGAUCCCACUGCUGCUCUUCGAUCAGGACGAGAAGGGCAAGGUCAGGGACUUCUUCACAGGGAGGAAGCGGAAAGUCAGCGGGAGCAUCAUUCACAAGGCUUCAAAUGUCAUGCACAUCGAGUCCAAGCAGGUGGUGGGAUUCCAACUGUGCUCAAACGACACCUCUGACUGUGCCACCUACACCUUCAGCUCGGGGAUCAAUGCCAUUCAGGAAUGGUAUAAGCUGCACUACAUGAACAUCAUGGCACAGGUGCCUCUGGAGAAGAAAAUUAACAUGAGCUAUUCUGCCGAGGAGCUGCUGGUGACUUGCUUCUUUGACGGAGUAUCCUGCGAUGCCAGGAAUUUCACCCUUUUCCACCACCCAAUGCAUGGGAAUUGCUACACUUUCAACAACAAAGAAAAUGAGACCAUUCUCAGUACCUCCAUGGGGGGCAGCGAAUAUGGGCUGCAAGUCAUUUUGUACAUAAAUGAAGAGGAAUACAACCCGUUCCUUGUGUCCUCCACGGGAGCUAAAGUGAUUAUCCAUCGGCAGGAUGAGUAUCCCUUUGUUGAAGAUGUCGGAACAGAGAUCGAGACGGCAAUGGUCACAUCCAUAGGAAUGCACCUGACAGAGUCCUUCAAGCUGAGCGAGCCCUACAGUCAGUGCACGGAGGACGGGAGUGACGUGCCAAUCAGGAACAUCUACAAUGCUGCCUACUCGCUCCAGAUCUGCCUUCAUUCAUGCUUCCAGACAAAGAUGGUGGAGAAAUGUGGGUGUGCGCAGUACAGCCAGCCUCUACCUCCCGAAGCCAACUACUGCAACUACCAGCAGCACCCCAACUGGAUGUACUGUUACUACCAACUGCAUCGAGCCUUUGUCCAGGAAGAGCUGGGCUGCCAGUCUGUAUGCAAAGAAGCCUGCAGCUUUAAGGAGUGGACACUAACCACAAGCCUGGCACAAUGGCCAUCCAUGGUUUCGGAGAAGUGGUUGCUGCCCGUUCUCACUUGGGACCAAGGCCGGCAAAUAAACAAAAAGCUCAACAAGACAGACUUGGCCAAACUCUUGAUAUUCUACAAAGACCUGAACCAGAGAUCUAUCAUGGAGAGCCCAGCCAACAGUAUUGAGAUGCUUCUGUCCAACUUUGGUGGCCAGCUGGGCCUGUGGAUGAGCUGCUCUGUUGUCUGCGUCAUUGAGAUCAUCGAGGUUUUCUUCAUCGACUUCUUCUCUAUCAUUGCCCGCCGCCAGUGGCAGAAAGCCAAGGAGUGGUGGGCCCGGAAGCAGGCUCCCCGCUGUCCAGAAGCUCCCCGCAGCCCACAGGGCCAGGACAAUCCAGCCCUGGAUAUAGACGAUGACCUACCCACUUUCAACUCGGCUUUGCACCUGCCUCCAGCCCUAGGAACCCAAGUGCCCGGCACACCGCCCCCCAAAUACAAUACCUUGCGCUUGGAGAGGGCAUUUUCCAACCAGCUCACAGAUACCCAGAUGCUGGAUGAGCUCUGAGGCAGAAUUGAGAAGACAGAUCUAGUCAGGACCACCAGCCAGGGUCUAAGGGCAUGGACUGGGUCCGGGUCCCCCUAGAUACACAGGGAUCCUUCUGCCCCACUCUGGGCUUUUCAGAGACUCCGACCAAAAAACCUGCUUUAAACCACAAGAUGGGGCCUGGGCAUGUGUAAGAGGACUCAUCUGGCAUGACGCAGCAACACUCACAGCUGUCCAGGAUGAGAUAAAUCCCAGGACCUGAACUCUUAGCACGUCACUAGAGACUGGAGGCUGAGGCAGUGGUGCUCGCCCAAGCAAAGGCCAGAGUGAGGACUGAUGCAGCUCCCCACGGGUCUUGAGGAGGAAGGACUCCUCCAAAGUUCCAGGCUGAGGGUUUCACCCAUACUGACAGCCUGGGCUGGAGCCCAAGGAUAUUGAGUAUCAAGGCUGAACAACUACUGCCAGAUGCCAAAGAGAGGAGAAAGUGCCAGCCCCGACGAUGGAGCCGUUUGUGAAUAAACUGUUCUUAGUCAUUG
Sapajus apella (tufted capuchin) is the source of this 3876-nucleotide messenger RNA. It is a transcript of the gene SCNN1G, whose product is annotated as sodium channel epithelial 1 subunit gamma. The record is from RefSeq and is a predicted model, not a curated record. Gene Ontology annotation, biological process: sodium ion transmembrane transport. The coding region runs from base 1412 to 3361 and encodes 649 amino acids. Gene Ontology annotation, molecular function: ligand-gated sodium channel activity. Lineage: Eukaryota; Metazoa; Chordata; Mammalia; Primates; Cebidae. Gene Ontology annotation, cellular component: membrane. The transcript is spliced from 13 exons.